AUGACGGAUGGCGGUGAAGGCAACGAACUUGCUGCUCUGGAGAAAGUGUUGCUCGACGAAAGUGCGGAUCCUGUCGAUCUGCCUUUCUCGCUUCUCAAGGCAAUCACAGGAAACUUCUCUGAAGAUAAUAAAAUUGGCAGAGGCGGAUUCGGAGCGGUUUACAAGGGCGUCCUUCCAAGUGGUCAUACCAUUGCAGUGAAGAAGCUCUUUGAGCAAUUCGAGAUACUGGACAAGAAUUUCGCAUGUGAGAUCGCCUGUCUUGUUGGGGUCAAGCACAAGAACACAGUGCGAUUCCUCGGAUAUUGCUCGGAGACGCAACACGUGAUGAGGCUGUAUGAGGGGAGGAGUGUCUGGGCAGACGUGCGCCAGAGGUUGCUCUGCUUCGAGUACCUACCGAAAGGGUGCCUUGCUGACUAUCUCUCCGAUGCAUCGUGUCGACUCCAGUGGACCACAUGUUACCAAAUAAUAAAGGGGAUCUGUGACGGCGUACAUUAUCUUCACCAACAGCGUAUUAUUCACAUGGACCUCAAACCUCAGAAUGUACUAUUGGAUAAUAACAUCGUGCCUAGAAUUGCGGAUUUUGGUCUAUCACGGCUCUUAAGUGGAAGCCAGAGUCGGGCUAUUACUGAUCACAAGCUUGGGACAAUGGGAUAUAUGGCACCAGAAUUCUUCAAUAAUGGAGAAAUCACUUUCAAGACAGACAUUUAUAGUUUGGGUGUUAUAAUCAUGAAGAUCCUUAUGGGACAUAAGGAGAGCUCCAGUGUUAAGGAGGUAGUUGAAAGCUGGGCGGACAUGUUUGGGACAUUAAAUAGUCAUAUAUCAUUGAAACAAGUAAAGGCAUGUGCCGAGAUAGGGAUAGAAUGCACAAACUAUUACCCAGUGAACAGGCCGGCUAUAUGGUUUAUCAUUACAAGGGUCGCCCUCUCCCCGUUCCCUCGCGUCACCCUCUCGAGGGCGACCGGUCUCCCCGUCCGCCUCCCCCCCCUCUCGAUUCGUGCCCUCGCCACCGCCGGAGACGGGCGCCGGGUCCCCCGCGCGGCCGCCGAUGAGGGUGGCGGCGAGGCCCUCGGCCGCGACGCCGCUCGGGCUCGGGCUUAG
Messenger RNA from Triticum urartu, 1098 nucleotides. The record is from RefSeq and is a predicted model, not a curated record. NCBI's taxonomy places the organism in Eukaryota, Viridiplantae, Streptophyta, Magnoliopsida, Poales, Poaceae.